Molecule: messenger RNA, 701 nt
Organism: Salvelinus sp. IW2-2015
Lineage: Eukaryota; Metazoa; Chordata; Actinopteri; Salmoniformes; Salmonidae
Source: RefSeq, a predicted model, not a curated record
GAUUACAUUUAUAACAUGAACACCUACCACGCUGCAUUUUGGUCACCUUCUUCCCAGGACGAUCKUUACAGAGUCACAGCCAGGAAAGUGUGGCUGUGUGGUGGAAGUGUCGAGGUCAUACCUUGUUCUAAAAUAGCCCACAUCGAGAGGGCCCAUAAACCCUAUCUCCCAGAUCUGAGCAUUACAAUGAAGAGGAAUGCUCUGAGAGUGGCUGAGGUCUGGAUGGAUGAAUACAAACAUAAUGUCAACAUCGCCUGGAACCUCCCACUGAAGGAUCAUGGCAUAGACAUUGGGGAUGUUUCAGAGAGGAAGAAGUUGAGAAAGAGBCUGAACUGCAAACCCUUCCAGUGGUAUCUGGACAAUGUGUAUCCAAUGUUAGACCCCCUGGGUGACUUGCUUGGUUAUGGAGCUCUGGUCAAUGACCUGAAGACGGAUCUCUGUAUAGAUCAAGGCCCAGUUCCGGGGAACACACCUAUUUUAUAUGAAUGCCAUUAUUUUGGUUCACAGAACUGUUAUUAUCGAGCCAGCGGGGAGAUCUACAUUGGAGGCAUCAAGUCUCACAAGUACAACAGUAAUCGCUGUCUGAUGGACAUUGGCACUCGAACCCCAGGACUGUAUGARUGCAAGGAGGCCAAGCAGAAGGGAUUCCACAUGCUCUGGGAAUUUCAACAGGUAAGCACUCCAACAUGAAAUAGGGAAAU